Molecule: messenger RNA, 576 nt
Organism: Trypanosoma grayi
Lineage: Eukaryota; Euglenozoa; Kinetoplastea; Trypanosomatida; Trypanosomatidae
Product: putative surface protease GP63, putative,metallopeptidase
Exons: 1
Coding region: 1-576 (191 amino acids)
Biological process (GO): cell adhesion; proteolysis
Cellular component (GO): membrane
Molecular function (GO): metalloendopeptidase activity
Source: RefSeq, a predicted model, not a curated record
AUGCGUCAGAGAUGCCCUGGCAGCGUCGUGGGGCCGCGCUCACGGUGCCUACACGGCACCGGCGUCACAUUCAAGGAGCAGCUGGAGGGAGACGACGCCGCGCUGAUCGAGGUGGGCGACGUGUGCGUGGAGGUGCGGUGCAGGCCCGGCGACGUCGUGCUGGUGCGCUAUAUGGGCGAGGCGAAGUGGCGCAAGUGCGCGGAGGGCCAGCAGCUCAACUUGGCGCACGCCGCCCACUUCACCGGCGACCACCUCACAUGCCCGCGCUACGACGAGGUCUGCAGCUGCGUCCCGCAGGAGUCCGGCGACGGCGAGCUGGAGAUCGUCACCGACCCGGAGGAGGCGCACACUGCCGCCACCAACACCGCCGCUGCUGCCAGAACCCCAAAUCCCAAGACCGCCGACGCCGCCAGCCCCGCUGUUGGCGAUGAAAAGACUGAACCUUCAACUCUGACAGAUCCGGCCCCGGACAGCGGCGAUACGCGUAAUGACGGCAGCGGCAGCCCUGCGUGGAUGGGCGUGCCACUGCUGCUGCUGCUGGCGGUGGCGGCAUCGGCCUGCAUUUUCGUGCCCUGA